UUGGGCCGGUUUGGAAGCCUGUAAGUAGCUCGACGCCCAGCAGCAUCUACCGCUCUCCGGAUUCCUCCGUCCAAGGGGCACGUCGUCGCCGCCGCCGCCGCCAUGGCCAGCCCCGCCGCCGACGCCGCGUCGUCGCCCCCGCAGCCACCGCAGCAGCAGGGGACGCCGGCGCGCAAGGCGGUCCGCGUGGUGGUGAAGGGCAGGGUGCAGGGGGUGGGGUUCCGCGACUGGACGGCGGAGACGGCGGAGUCGCUCGGCCUCGCCGGGUGGGUCCGCAACCGCCGCGACGGCACCGUGGAGGCGCUCCUCUCCGGGGACCCCGCCAAGGUCGACGAGAUGGUGUCCCGCCACCUCCCCGUCGGGCCCCCCGCCUCCGCCGUCACCGCCGUCGUGCCCUCCCCGGCCGACCCCGUCCACCCCUCCCUAGGCUUCGAAAUUAAGUUUACCGUCUGAUCAACGCUUGAUUGCCAAAUCAAGCGAGUACAAUUAGGAAUAAAGAUCAUCAACCUGAUUGCGUGUGUUCCUGUCAGGUUGUGACUCGCCAUGGAUGGGAUCAUGGGAGUUGGUGUGUAUAUGUUUCUUCAAUGAGAAAUAAUACUCGGUAUGUUGAGUUCUUAA
Molecule: messenger RNA, 618 nt
Organism: Oryza brachyantha (malo sina)
Lineage: Eukaryota; Viridiplantae; Streptophyta; Magnoliopsida; Poales; Poaceae
Product: acylphosphatase
Exons: 1
Coding region: 103-453 (116 amino acids)
Molecular function (GO): acylphosphatase activity
Source: RefSeq, a predicted model, not a curated record